ACAGCUUCCAGCUUGCCCUCGACCUCGCCACCAUCGAGAUCCUCCUCCGAGUGUGCAAACGAGCACGGCCUCUCCUGAGCUCCAAGCUGCCUCGCUUCCGCAGCUGGUGUCAGAAUGCAGGACUGUGUCGUCCGGACGGACAGUUGCGGAUCGGCCUCACACCCAGCAACCAGAUUUCCCUUUCGCUGCGCUGCAGGUAUCAAGAAUCACCAAGUCGAUCCUGGCUCGUUGCUCGGACUUAUCGAGGCGAUGCUGCCGCCUCGUAUCUCCUAGCCAUGAUCCUCCGGGCUGACCUGAAUGGGGGUCAAAUUACCGAGUUCAAACAGGAAGCCACACGUCGGUAUAUCGUCCACCUCCUGAAGAGUGCCGCCGAUAAUGACCACACCAUGGCGCAAUUCCACCUGGCCGAGUGCCAUCUCAACGGGUCAAAGGUCGAUCGAAGCCAUACCAAGGCUCUCAAUCUCUAUCGCAAGCUCGCAAGCCGAGGAAUAUCGCAAGCGCAAGUUGCUCUCGGCCAGCGCUAUGAGGCUGGCGAAGGAGUCGAUCGAGACUUCGACACAGCCAUCGAGUGGUACACCAAAGCCGCCGACCAAGGCAGCGAGGAUGGCCGGCACCACAUCAUGUUCCUCCGUGGCUGGGCCUCAUUCAUCGGCCAUAGCGUCGAGCAGAGCGACAUCGGUGCCCUCAGUUACUGGCAAGAGGUCAGCACCAAGUCCACCAACCCUGUCCUCAAGUCCAUCGCCACACACAUGGUCGGGUGGAUGCAUUAUCUUGGCCGGGGUACCCAGCAAGACGAACUGAAGGGUGUCAAGAUUAUCCGAGAAAACGAGUCGCAUGGGUUCAAGCUUGGGGAAGACCAGUGUCUGGGGUCGAAUUGGAACUCUGUAUCAUCUGACUCUCAUGCAGCUCACAAGUUCUUCGAGCUAUGUCAGCUGGGUUCAGACAAAAUCUGGCUAUGCAAGCACCUGAUGGCCGUAUGUUUGGUCAAUGGAUUCGGAACCGCGCAGGACCAGAAGAGGGCAGCAAAUGCAUUCCAGCAGCUCGCCAGCGAAGGUCACGCCGCCAGCCAGUUUUGGCUCGGAGGUUGCUACUACAAUCACUGGGGAGUGUCGCAGGAUUACCGACAGGCAUUCGAAUGGUACAACAAGUCGGCCGAGCAAGACAACUCGUACGGGCAGUGGAUGGUUGGUUUAUGCUAUUCCGGCGGGGCUGGGGUCCUCAAGGACGAUAACAAGGCAGCCGAGUGGUUUCGCAGGUCAGCCGAACAGGGCAAUCGGUGUGGACAAAACGCCCUCGGGCGGUGCUAUAAAGAUGGCAAGGGCGUCGCUGAGGACAUCGAGACCGCCGCUUUCUGGUAUUGCAAGGCCGCGGACCAGGGCCACCUGUAUGCCGUCAAAGCCCUCAAGGAGCUUGUUUAGUAGCUUUUCAAGAAUGAAUCUCCGGGUACAAGCUUCCAGCAGCCAUGUUGCGGCGCUGAAUAGGAACCCAAGCAAACCAGCCACAGGCGGAAACUCCCAGCCAGUACAUGGUAUAUCCAUUCGAUCGAACAGGGUCCGUGACGCCCUCUGCUACCUGAUAUUUGAAUAUUCGGAGGACUGCAACCUCGAAAUACGCAUGGGAAACUAGGUAAUAGUAAUGUAAGCAAGAAGAAUACAACCGCGAGAGUAAAGGAAGGGACUGGCGCCCAGAUCAAUUGGCGACGUCGGUGGAGUUCUGUAUGUCAGUUGCGGCCGGUGCGGGUGACCGCGCUGGUCUCGGGAUACUUGAUCUUGAAGGGCGAAGACGGGUCCAGGGGAUCGCCCAAG
Molecule: messenger RNA, 1805 nt
Organism: Polychytrium aggregatum
Lineage: Eukaryota; Fungi; Chytridiomycota; Chytridiomycetes; Polychytriales
Exons: 2
Coding region: 276-1418 (380 amino acids)
Molecular function (GO): protein binding
Source: RefSeq, a predicted model, not a curated record